Molecule: messenger RNA, 2280 nt
Organism: Maudiozyma barnettii
Lineage: Eukaryota; Fungi; Ascomycota; Saccharomycetes; Saccharomycetales; Saccharomycetaceae
Gene: NDC80
Product: kinetochore-associated Ndc80 complex subunit NDC80
Exons: 1
Coding region: 1-2280 (759 amino acids)
Biological process (GO): attachment of mitotic spindle microtubules to kinetochore
Cellular component (GO): Ndc80 complex
Source: RefSeq, a predicted model, not a curated record
AUGAGCAGUAAUUCUAGAGUGGGAGCUAGUCAAAUCCCUAAUCCAUUUCAAUCGGCGGGGAAUGUUUCUUUGGGAUCCAUUCCAUCAGCUGCAACAUUUAGGCAUGAAUCACAAAUACCUUUGCCCUCAUUCUCUCAGCCUACUGUGAGUUCUACAUUACAAUCACAAGAACGAGAAACUGCAACAAAUUUACCCGUAAGAAGAAAUAGUGUGAAUUCAACAUCGGGACUUGCAAAUAUGAUGAAUAAGAGCCUAAAUAAACAAAAUACUCAGGUGCAAAGUUCUAAUUUAAGGAAAAGAUCUAGGACCACUAUGAUCACGAAUGAACAGGAGGCGAAACAGAAUGAUGCCAUGAUACCCAAUACAAGAAGAAAAAGUCUUCCCAGUAGAUCGAAUAACGAAAUUUAUACCAAUCCUGAUAGGAAACCAUCUCGUUAUUCAAAUCUAGGCUUGGCUCCAACUACAGAUUUCUUAAGAAAUGAAUCUCAAUAUUAUAAUAGUAGUAAUAAUAAUAACAGUACCUUGACUAAUAGAGAUACAAGACCCUUGAGAGAUAGAAAUUUUCAACAAGCAAUUCAAGAGGAAAUUAUUAACUACCUGAUUAAAAAUAAAUUCGAUAUUGAAACCAAUCACCCUGUGUCUAUUAAAUCAUUAAAACAACCCACUCAGAAGGGAUUCCUAAUAAUAUUUAAAUGGUUAUAUCAAAGAACAGACCCCGGUCAUAAAUUUAACAAAUCAAUUGAAUCUGAUGUAUAUCAAGUCUUGAAAAACUUACAAUACCCUUAUUUAGAAUCGAUCAAUAAAUCACAAAUAAGUGCCGUAGGUGGUUCAUCCUGGCAUAAAUUCCUCGGGAUGUUACAUUGGUUAGUUAGAGUCAAUAUGAAACUUGAUCAAGUGACGGGUAAAAUGGAUGAUGUGAUUGAGAAUCAACCCACACAGGAGAUGAUAUCGAUUAAUAAACCUGUCAAGACUCUGGAUGAACAAAACCAUAUCCAGGAAAAAUAUGAAUUAAUGGUGGAAAAUUUGUUUAUUAGUUAUAUCACUGAAUCUUACAAGAAUUUUUUAAAUGUUGAUGAUAAUUAUGAAGUACCAAUGGAAAAAUUAACUUUAGGAUUUGAAAAAUUUACUCAUAUCAUAGAGAGUGAUGUUUAUAAUUUAAAUUCACAAAAUGAAAAUUAUUUUAAGAAAUAUCAAUACGUUCAAAAGGUAAGUGAAAGAUUCACAACAUCGAUGGAAAAAUUUAAUGCUCUAAAGAAUGAUUUAGAAAAAUUUAAAAAAUACAUUGAUUCGAUGGAAGUCAAAUCUCAGGAGUGGCCUAAAAAAUUAAAGAAAAUGAAUGAAGAAUUAAUGAAAAAAAAAGAUGAUGUUACAAAUAUUGAGACAAACAUUCGUGAAAUUUUAAGAACAUUGGAUCUUAAGGGUCUCUCCGUAGAGACAAUAGAUGACAGAAACAAAGAAAAGACACAGCUUCUGGAAAAGUAUGACACAAUAACUGACAAUUGUGAUAGAUUAACAGGUAUAAUAAAGACCAAAAAAUAUGAAAAUAAUGGAUUAGUACGAAACUUAAUUAGUGUACAGAAACAAUACGAGUUAUCCUUAGAUAGAUUCUUUCAGGAGAGAUCAGAGACAUUCGGUAUAAAAGAAAAUAAUGAAACUAAGAAUAAGUUCCAAAUAAAGAUUAAUGAAUCGAAUUUAACAAAUGUCGAUGAAUCGAUCCAAGUCAAACAUAGUGAUUUAUCUGAUGGUCAAUAUGGUCCCUUAGCAACUUCACUAUUAGAGAGUCAAAAAGAAGAAUUCCAAAAACUUUUACAAGAAAUUAACUUGAAAAGUGAAAAGUUGAAUAUUGAUAAUGAUAUAAUUAAGGAAAAAAUCUUAGAUCUUCAAGAUGAAAUAAAACUAAAAAAUGUAGAAUAUCAAAAAAGAGAAAAGACAUUAUCUGAAUUGAAAUCACAAAUCGUUUCGCAGAAACAAAAGAAUGAAAGUAAUUUGGUGAUCCAACGGAUCGAACUUGAAGAACUUCAGAACAGAAAUCAAAGAAUUCUUAAAGAUAUGGAAAGACGUGUAAAAGAUGCAGAAAAUCAGUUACAAGAAAAAGAGAGAGAAUUGGAGACGUGGAAAUUGAAUGCUGCUUCAGAAUCUACCCAGUUGAAACAAAAGACACAAGAGAUAAUAGGACAUUCAGUAGAUUUUAAAACUACAAUUGAAAAAUCGAUUAUUACAACGAAGGAAGAUAUCUUAAAGGCACUUCAGGAGAUAGAAGAAUUUAAAUUAAAUAAAUAG